CAGGGAAGAAAGAGAGCUCUUUUGAUUGGUAUUAAUUACUUUGGGAGCAAGAACGAACUCAAGGGAUGUAUCAAUGAUGUCCAGAAUUUGAAAGAAUUCUUAAUUUCACUCUAUGGUUUCAAAGAGGAGGAUAUGGUUAUCUUGACAGAUGAUAAAACAGAUGAGCGGUUUAUUCCUACCAAACAGAACAUUAUCUCUGGUAUGCAAUGGCUUGUCAGAGAUGCUCGUCCCAAUGACUCGUUCUUCUUCCACUAUAGCGGUCACGGUGGAAGUGUUGAAGAUACUGAUGGUGAUGAGGAUGAUGGUUGCGAUGAGACAAUUUACCCUGUAGAUCAUCAAAUGUACCCUGGAGAGACUGGCCAGAUUAUUGAUGAUGAAAUGCACGAGUUGUUGGUUCGUCCUCUCCCAUCUGGUUGUCGUUUGACAGCCAUCUUUGACAGCUGUCACUCUGGAACUGCCCUGGAUCUUCCCUAUGUAUAUUCUACUCAGGGUGUCAUUAAGGAACAGAACCUUUUUAAAACUGCUGGUAGCGGACUGUUGAAUGCAGGCAUGGCAUAUGCUAGCGGAAAUGUUUCUGGAGCUUUGUCUUCUUUCAUGUCUCUUGGUAGCAAGAUUAUGAAGAGCAAGUCCGCAAACGAGAACGUGAAACAGGCAAAGAGCUCUACAGCCGAUGUUAUCAUGUUCUCCGGCUGUAAAGAUGAACAGACUUCUGCCGAUGCAUUCGAAGCAGGCAGAAGCACAGGCGCUAUGAGUUAUGCUUUUACAACUGCUUUACGACAGAAUCGUCAGCAAUCAUUCCUUCAAUUGCUCAAUUCUGUACGAGACAUCUUGCGUGAAAAAUACGAACAGCGUCCCCAACUGUCAGCAUCCCAUCCCAUCGAUGUUAACCUUUUGUUUAUCCUAUAA
Messenger RNA from Phycomyces blakesleeanus NRRL 1555(-), 906 nucleotides. RefSeq lists its product as hypothetical. Gene Ontology annotation, biological process: proteolysis. The transcript is spliced from 7 exons. Gene Ontology annotation, molecular function: cysteine-type endopeptidase activity. The annotation marks the transcript as partial. Lineage: Eukaryota; Fungi; Mucoromycota; Mucoromycetes; Mucorales; Phycomycetaceae. The record is from RefSeq and is a predicted model, not a curated record.